CAGGAUUGCUACAUGUGAAAGAAAACUUGUCAUGCAAAUGGCUAACUACUUUCUUGUUGCAAUUUUGUUGGAGCACUGUCUAAUGGCCUGCUUAGCCAUGGCGACAACCAAUAUUACAACUGAUCAAUUUUCUCUUCUCAGGUUCAAAACCCACAUAAAUUUAGAUCCUUCACACAUUUUAUCGAAAAAUUGGUCUGUUUCUACUUCUGUUUGUGACUGGAUUGGAGUUACUUGUGGUUUUCGUCACCAAAGAGUGACUGCCUUGGAUAUUUCUAAUAUGAAUCUUACUGGAAAGAUACCUUCCCAAUUGGGAAAUCUAUCCUUCCUUGUUUCUAUCAACUUAACGAGAAACUAUUUUCAUGGUAGUAGUCCUCAAGAUUUGAAUAAGCUCCGACGGUUGAAAAUCAUGGACUUCAGGUUCAACAAAUUCAGUGGCAAAAUUCCUUCAUGGUUUCAUUUCUUACCUAAAUUACAAGUUUUGGAUCUUAGAGAAAACAAUUUUACAGGCUUCAUCCCACCUUCUCUCUCCAACAUAUCUACUCUCGACACAUUGGAUCUCUCUUUUAAUCCUCUAAAAGGGAAUAUUCCGGAAGAUAUUGGAAAUCUUCAUAGCUUGAGAAUACUUGGGUUGCAAUAUAAUAGACUCACUGGAGUAAUACCAUUGCAGAUUUUUAACAUAUCGACAAUGGAAAUUUUUUCUUUUACAGGGAAUAGUUUAACUGGUAAUCUCCCUCUUCACAUAUGCCAUGGCUUCCCAAGACUCCGAGGGCUUCAUCUAUCUAAAAAUGAAUUCGUUGGUGAAAUUCCAUCCAAUCUAUCGGAAUGUUUACAACUUCAGGUCCUUUCUUUGUCUUUCAACAAAUUUAGUGGAUCCAUUCCUGGAGAAAUUGGGAGAAUAAGGACGCUUCAGGGCUUAGCACUUGGUUCAAAUGAUCUUUCUGGUACAAUUCCACGUGAGUUGGGUAAUUUGGAUAACCUCAAGUUGUUGAGCAUGGGAUCUAAUUUUCUUAAUGGCUCUAUACCAACCAGUAUCUUCAACAUUUCAUCAUUGCAAUAUAUUGCGAUUCAACGUUGCAGCCUAUCUGGCAACCUUGAUCCAAAUUCUAUAGCAAAUUCUUCUAAAGUUACUACGAUAAUCCUGGAUCACAACAACUUUAAUGGACCAAUUCCAAACUUCCUUGGGAACCUGUGCUUCAUUGAAAUUUUAGACUUGUCAGACAACAAUUUCAUUAGUGAAUAUCCAGAAUUCAGCUUCAUCACUUCAUUGACCAACUGUAGAUAUUUAACAUUGUUGGAUAUUGGCAACAAUCCUUUGAAUGGCAUUCUUCCAUUAUCAAUUGGAAAUUUGUCCACUUCUCUACAAUAUCUUGAUGGACAUAAUUGUGAUCUCAAAGGUAGCAUUCCUUAUGAAAUUGGCAAUCUCACCAGUUUGAUCAGAUUAACUCUGUUUGGCAAUGAGUUGACGGGAUCAAUUCCAGCAAGUGUGGUGAAUUUGCAAAAGCUUCAAGGAUUAUCUCUUACACACAAUAAAAUAAGUGGAUCUAUCCCAAACUCUCUCUGUGAGCUUCAAAAUUUAUGUGAACUGGUUUUAUCCCAAAAUCUAAUAACAGGUGCUAUUCCAGGGUGCAUAGGGAAUAUUACUGCACUAAGAUCUCUAUAUAUUGAUACCAACAGAUUGACAUCCAUCAUACCUACAAGCCUGUGGCUCCAAAAAGAUCUUCUGGAGUUGAAUCUAUCUACAAAUACUUUGAGUGGCUCUCUACCUGAAGAAAUUGGGAACCUGAAGGUUGCAUGUCUUAUCGAUCUAUCAGCCAAUCGAUUCUUUGGUAGUAUCCCGAGUGCAAUUGGAGAUUUACUGACCUUGAGUAAUCUUUCCUUAGCACAUAACACACUGCAAGGAUCUAUUCCGGAGUCAAUGGGUAAGAUACUGAACUUGGAGCAACUCGAUCUAUCUCACAACAAUCUUUCUGGUAAUAUCCCCAAGUCCUUGGAGUCACUUAAGUAUCUCACAUACUUGGACAUUUCUUUCAAUGAUUUAAGGGGUGAAGUUCCUUCUGGUGGUCCUUUCAAAUACUUUUCAAGUAAAUCCUUCAUGUCUAAUGAAGGAUUAUGUGGUAAUCCUAUAUAUGGUCUCCCAUCAUGUCGUACUAGUAGACAAAAGAGAAGAAAAACGAUGCUUGCAGUUGUAUUUUCUUUGUUUGGGAUUACAGUACUAAUUUUAAUUGUCACGGCCUCAGCGUAUGCAAUUGAACGAUACCGAAGGAAACAUUUGGUGGAAAAUGGAGUAGACUCUGCACCUGGCACAAAUCUAAGGGUCUCAUAUUAUGAACUUUUGCAAGCAACUGAAGGGUAUAGUGAGAGCCAUUUGCUUGGGACUGGGAGUUUGGGCUCUGUCUAUAAAGGGACUCUCAAUAAUGGAAGGGAUGUGGCAGUGAAGGUUUUCAAUUUGCAACAACAAAAUGCAUUCAAGAGUUUUGAUGUAGAAUGUGAAGUAUUACGCAACCUUCGCCAUAGGAAUUUGUGCAAAGUCAUUAGUACUUGCUCCAAUCCAGAUUUCAAGGCCUUGGUGCUUGAGCACAUGUCUAAUGGAAGCCUUGAGAAGUGGUUGUAUUCAGACGACUACGUUUUGGAUAUCGUGCAGAGAAUUAACAUAUUGAUAGAUGUAGCAUAUGCAUUGGAAUAUCUGCACUAUGGCUACUCAUUGCCUAUUGUUCACUGUGACUUGAAGCCAAGUAAUGUUCUGCUGGAUGAAGAUUUUGUUGCCCACUUGAGUGAUUUUGGAAUUGCUAAGUUAUUGGGUGAAGGAGAAAGCAAUGCAUACACUACAACCCUGGGAACAUUGGGUUACAUUGCACCAGAGUAUGGAAUGGAAGGAUUGGUGUCAAUAAAAUGUGAUAUUUAUAGCUACGGUAUUAUGUUAAUGGAAGUAUUUACACGAAUGAAACCAAGCGAUGAAAAGUUUUCUGGAGAUUUCAUCCUAAGGAGCUGGAUCAAUGAUUCUAUGCCCGAUGCAAUAACUCAAAUUAUAGAUUCGAACUUGUUAGGACCAGGAGAACUCAAUACAAAAAAGUUGAAAUGUUUGUCAUCUGUAAUGGAACUUGCUUUAAAUUGUACCAUGGAGAGUGCCAGUGAGAGGAUGAACAUAAAAGAAGUUGUUGUAGCAUUGAAGAAUUUCAGAUUUCAGCUACUCACCUAACAGCAGUUUUAAAUUUAAUUGCUUAGUGCAAUGUGUUCUCUAUGUAUUGUAUGAUAAUUUGGUGAUUCUGUGGAGAUUAUAUAUUUUUUUGUAAAGUUAUAUAAUCAUGAAAUCAAUGAAAUUUAGUUCGAAUUUUCUUAGUU
Olea europaea var. sylvestris is the source of this 3339-nucleotide messenger RNA. Its product is annotated as receptor kinase-like protein Xa21. The transcript has 4 exons. The record is from RefSeq and is a predicted model, not a curated record. Bases 32 to 3196 code for a protein of 1054 amino acids. Gene Ontology annotation, biological process: protein phosphorylation. Gene Ontology annotation, molecular function: receptor serine/threonine kinase binding; protein kinase activity; ATP binding. Gene Ontology annotation, cellular component: plasma membrane. Lineage: Eukaryota; Viridiplantae; Streptophyta; Magnoliopsida; Lamiales; Oleaceae.